Molecule: messenger RNA, 5685 nt
Organism: Manis javanica (Malayan pangolin)
Lineage: Eukaryota; Metazoa; Chordata; Mammalia; Pholidota; Manidae
Source: RefSeq, a predicted model, not a curated record
GUAAAAGCUCCUACUCGCGGAAUCAAGGGUGCUGAGGAUGUUCCCCGUGCUUUCUAACCAUCGCCUCUGGUGGGGUGGGCUUCAGAGGAAACUCUGCCUGGAUCAGCCAGUGCUAAGCAGGUGGCACUUCAAGCAUAUGCACCUCAGAGUUGGAGACCGGGCUGAACUCAGCAGAGCUUUCACGCAGAGGGAUGUGGUCGCCUUCUCACAGUUAACGGGGGAUGUCAAUCCCUUGCAUUUAAAUGAAGAUUUUGCAAAACGCACCAAGUUUGGAAAGACGAUUGUACAUGGAGUUUUGAUCAAUGGACUUAUUUCAGCUCUUCUAGGUACUAAGAUGCCAGGGCCAGGCUGUGUAUUUCUUUCCCAGGAAAUUAACUUUCCAGCCCCUUUGUAUGUUGGGGAAGUUGUUUUAGCUUCUGCAGAAGUGAAAAAGCUGAAGCGUUUCAUUGCUUUUAUUGCGGUGUCGUGUUUCGUAACAGAAAGUAAGAAGACAGUUAUGGAAGGCUGCGUUAAAGUUAUGGUCCCGGAAGCCCCCCAGUCCUGACAUACGUAUUUAAAGGUAACAAGUUCAGGCAUCAGUGUUACUGCUGAAGAGCCUCUGAGGAAAACGGGGAUUGCUGCUUUUCACCAAGAAAGGGCUGAUAGACCCAGAAGCCCACAGCGGACAGGGGAGCAGGUGGAGAGGUGUUCAAAUGUCCACUUACCAGUUUGGCCUUAUGCUUCACAUCGACUUGAGUGUAUGCAUCAUCUAUUUAGGGUUUUAAAAUGAAAAAUAUUGAGAAGGUUAUAAUUUAGCUAAAGGUUCUACUUUUAGUAUUUCAACCCCAGCUAGAUGUCUAUUUGGGUAACACAGACCCUAUACAUGUGUAGAGUAAGUUUCUCACUGAAUUUAUAACUAGCUAGCAGUUAAUUACUGAAGGCAAUGAUAGAAGGAGGGUUAUUUCUGAGUACCUACCUUUUAACAAUAAAUAUUCUUAGAUACUGUUCUUCAGCAGUUUCUGGGUUGGAGUUUAUUGUAAUUCAUUAACCGUUUACAGCAAGAUGGUAUCUUGCUCAACCUUCAGCAGCACUUGGCUUUCAGAUGGUUUUCCUGUUACUGGAGAAGGGCUUGUGUGCAGAUUUUGGGCCAGUAGGCAAACUCCCUGGGUCUCAUCUAUAGAGCACGGGUAGCAGCACCUACCACAUAGCUCUGUUGGAGAGAACAGAUAACUGAGCACAAGGCCUAGUCUGGGUACAGUAGCUACUAUUGCAUUCUCCCCUGUGAGUGAGGUUAGAGGUUCCCCACGGUGAAAGAUUCAUAGACCUGUCAUUCACAAUGUCAGCAAAGCCUGAAAUUGAUCUUGAGUGCAUAGUUUCUACUUUAGUAAUCCAGGUUAUCUUAUUCCUCCCUUGGAAAUGUGGGCAUCCCCUCCCUGUUAUAUAAAGUAUGUGCUUGUUGUAAAAAAUUAUAGGAAAUAAGAAAUAUAAGAAAUACUGUGAAGGUCAAAUUCUUGAGAGUUAAGGGGUAUUGAAGAGGAAAUUUGCCUAGUGUGUUGGUAGUAAAUGGUCGUCCCCAACACAUCCAAUGCCUAAGGCAGUCUAACAGAACAUACUUGUGGUAUGCCUGUGCUCUGUGGCUUUACAUGGCAGCUCUGACCACAGCUAGAUGUUUGAUCAGGAAGAUGAGAUCAAGUGUAGCUGGUUGGAUCAAUCCACAUUUCCAGGAAAAAGGUUUCUCCUCCUGUUGGUUCAGUAACUAGACGUUUUAAUUUUUUACAUCAAGGAGAUAGUUAAGCAGAUCACUAGAAAGAAUUAUUCUCGUCCCUAGAGGGCAGUGGUGCACAUGAAGUGAGUAUUUUUAAACAAGUACUGUAUCAUGCUCUAGUCUGUGGUGGUGAGGUGCAGAUAACCAAAGUCAGCGUGAGAAGCCGGAAUGCCCCUCUCAUGGGUUGCAGAAUGGGCACCGUGUGUGGCUCCAAUCUACCUGAAGAAGGCUUAUUUAUAGGUGAAAUACUACACAUGCUGAAUUUUAUGUAAGAUAACACAGAACAACGAAAUGAGGUACUUGAGGUACAAAAUACAGACUUGAAGCCAAGACCCUCUACUCCUGCAGAGCACGUGCUCUGGGACUUAGCAGCAGUUUUGAAAUAUGGGUCCACAGAUGGGAGUGUGAUGUGAUCAGUAAUACUAAUAGCCACCCUUUUUUUCUGAUGAGCCAGUUUCCUACAUUCAACUCUGGUCCUUGAAACAACUGUAUGAAGUUAAUGUCCCAUUUUGUAGGCAAGGAAACAGACUGAUGCUGUGUCAUUUGCCCAAAGUGGUCCAGCUAGUAUGCAGCAGAGCUGGAAUUCAGACCCAGGCCAACCUGGUUGCAAAGCAUUUCCAUCCCCACUGUGGGUCUUAGAAUGUUCCCAUUGCUGGAGAACUUAACGUUUCUGUAAUAGUAUUUUAUUAUGUGGCAUUAAGGUAUUUAGAAUGACCAUUGUAUAGAAUUCUUUUUAUAUUCAGAAUGUUCUAGAUCUUAUUCCCUGCUCCCGUUGUAGCAUUUUCCAGUGUACUAUUACUUGAUGGCUCCCACCCAUAUUUACUGCCUUUUUCUAAGUUGACAUUCAGUGGUUAUAUUUUCAGAGCAGAAUUGCUGAAAGGGUUAGUCUAAAGGGGAAGAAUUAUGUGCAGGCUGAGCAUGGUGAGGAGAGGGGAUGUCAUGUCUGGCCAACAGCUGAUUUUAUACCGUGUAACUCAAAAGUAGCUCUUCAGUAUGAGCGUUUUCUUUUUUUAACUGUUCCUUUAAUGUCAUGGUCGUCUUUGAUCUCUGUAAAUAGUAAAAAGUUGGAAGAGCGAAGUAGGCAAGAAGUUAGGGGUACUUCUUUGUAAAUGAUAUUGUGUGUACUUUCACUUCGAGCCAGGUCAUUGGUCAUUGGUCAUUGGUCAUUGGUCAUUGGUCAUUGACCACUCAUAGGUCAUUUAAGCAGGUUACAGGAGAACUGGCUGGUUGCUUUUGUCAUUUUGAGCCCUACAGAUGCUGCCAAGAAAGAAGGUCUCUUCUGUGAAUCAUGAGUGAUCCUCAAAUUAGAGAGUCCUCUUUCAGAUACUGAGUAGUGGCUUUGACUGUAUGAGGUUACAUGUGGAAGUAAGUACAGAAGUGCUGACUAAAAUAGGCCAAGUUGUACUAGCUCUCCACAUAGGGGUAUUGUAAGACUGGAAUUUAUGCAAUGUUUGAUUGCCACAGAAAGAUAUACCCAUCUUAACCAACUUCAGCCUAAUAUACUGGAAAAUUGCUUAACAGAUUUUUAUAUUCUACUAGAAACAUUUUCCUGUUGGUGAAAUGCCACUCAUUUCUUUUUCUGAGCAACAAAUUUUAAGUAGUAAUGGGGAGAAAGCUUCACCACAGCCACCAUUCAUUUUGUGGACCUAACUUGUGUAUAUUCAUCUAGAAAAAGAAGAAAUUGCCAAAUGCAAACCAGUACCUCUUAGGUAACCACCAGUUUUCAUUUUGUGCUGAAUUAUUAGUCAUUUUCCUUUUAUGUUUUUAGAGUAUGAUUCAGAGACCAAUUUACUCCUGAAGAAAAUUGCUGUUACAUCUAUUAAGUUCUUAAAACAUACUCUACCAAGGGUUGACUGUCACUCUGAGCAGCUGUGCCACUUGCAGCGUGUCAUGUGUUGGCCUCAUGUGUUAACUGGCUCCAUCUGAGCGGAGUGGGAGCACUGUGAAGUCACUCUUGGGCUGCCUUUGAGUAUCUCUAGAGUCCCAGAUGUUUCACUUCCUUUGUUCUUGGCUCCUCUUCAUUUGAAUUACAAACACAGCGGAGAUGAGGAUUCUCAGUAUCAUCAGAGAAAGUUUGGUAGAGCAAAAUCAACUAGAAGAACCAUUUACGUUCAAAAUCCUAAGAAAACCCAAGGCUAAUGGUGUUGCCGGGCAGCUGGUUUCUCUCUGCACACUUGGUGAAACAUAUCAUUUAGGCUACAUUUUUGCCCAAAGUGGUCCAGCUAGUAUGGAACAGAGCUGGAAUUCAGACCCGGGCCAACCUGGUUGCAAAGCAUUUCCAUCCCCACUGUGGGUCUUAGAAUGUUAGCUGGUCUGGGGAGGUUUCUCUGCACACUUGGUGAAACAUCAUUUAGGACUACUUGUCCCAACCUAAGAUAGGUUGUUGACUGAUUACUAAAUAUGAGAGUCUUACUUCCUAUCUCCCUGGUUUUUUAAAAUGGAAUCUUAGCCUUAAGAUGGGGUCCCUCCUGUUCUUACUGUCAUGAUGCUCGUCCCAUGUCCCUGCCCUGCAUCACUGGCACAACAUAAAUGGAACAGGAUUAAUAGGCCCCCAAAACUGUCUCUAGGCCACUAUCAAUUUAUAGGGUGGCUCUUAGCUAUACGACCUUACAAACACUGGGCAAAAAUUCCUUUGUGACGUGAUGAAAAGUAUCACCACAUAAUGGAAAUAAGAGUGAUCUAAUGUGAGUUUGACCAAAUGUUUCCUAUUCAAUUCAUGAAUAUGUAAAGAUGAUCUUUUGAGUCGGUUGGUGAUGCUGCUUAGGAAGCACUGAUUUUUUCACAAGCUCCUAUGAUCUGAUUUGUAGCAGUUGCCGGGUCUAGAAGCAUCCUCACUAAAGCUCAUUAUCUUCACUCAAUCUGGCCAGACGUCAAGUUGUUAGAUAAACAACCUGUAGGCUAUCUAAACGUUUAGCAAGCACGUGCGCGCACUCUAAAGCCAAAUGGAUGUUGAGGCUGUCAUAAGGUUUAGGCCCUGGUCUCAGAGGAUCAGGGGGUCCAUUUAAGUUCAGGAUCCUCAGAGGAGAGGCACUGAUUUGGGUAGAUAAAAAUGGAAUUACAAGGUUUACCAUAGUGUUUAUUCUGAGGAGCUUACUUCAAGCAAAAAUUGCAGAGGAAAGGAAAGGCUAGAUUGAGAGCCUCUGGCUUCGUUCCAUCAAAUGUCUGAUUUCUCACUUUCAGUUUCCUUUUCCUAGGUGCGAAGACCAGACAAGGUUGUUAUUUUAUGGCCUUUGCAGCUCAGUUGUAUGACAUUAAUGACAUUACUUUUUUCGACUCAUACGAUACAGUUUUCAUUAGAGACAGUUUGAAAAACAGAAAAAGCAUAAAAACAGAAAGUAUCAUGAUCACUCCACCCAGAGACCCACAGUUAAUAUUUUGGUGUUUUCCUUCUGGUGUUUUUCCUACAAAUACAUUUUCAAAACUUGGGAUCAUACAAAUGCAUAUAUUGCUUUUUUUCCACUAUUCGUAUCAAGAACAUUUCCCAACAUGAUUAAAUGUGCUUUGAUAAUCUGAUUUUUAAUCACUGCAAAAUGUUUUAUUUAUAACUGUACCAUGAUUUGUCCAAUUCCCUAUUGCUAAAUAUCCUUGUUUGCUGUGUGUUUGCACUGAUCUAUGAUUAUUUCCUUAGGAUACCCUCUUAGAGGUGAAAUUGCUGGGUGAAAACAUUUUCAAAGCCCUUGAUAAACGUAUUGUCAAAUCCCAGCUCCCAGCACCAGUCCUAUUGCAUUGGUAAGUACUCAGUAAAUAAUUGAUGAAUGAAUAAAUGCUUCUCGGAAAGGUCAGACCAAAUUAUCCUCCCACCAGUAGUAGGUGAGAAGGGCCUUGUUUUGGUCAGUCCACAUGAUGACAGGAAUAAUGACUAAAGCAGAAUUUUGGUUUCUGUGAUUGGCAAUGAAGUAAUCCAUUUACCUUAAAGAAAUGGAAGUAAAAGGUUGAAUCCA